UAAAGAAUUGAAUCCUGGUCGCUGCAAAAAUGAGUACAGCGGUCGUGUCGCCUUUCUUCGACUUCGAAGUCCUGAACAAGAACAACAAACUGCUCAGCUAUAACAGUAACCUGGGCGGCCCUCACACCAUGUCGGUCCCUUGCACUGGCACCAACUUGUCCAUCUCCAAUCCCGCCGGAGCCCUGCUGGACAGGAAGGCGGUGGGAUCUCCCUCGGUCGGAGGCGUGUACCAGCGGCGGCACUCUGUCAGCAGCACAAAGUACAGCCAGAACCAGUUCCUGAACAGCCUGAAGGCGGUGGAGCACUCCUCGCUUAUCUCAGGGGUUGGCAACGCCAGCAGCAACAAGGAAAACCGCCUGCGAGAUCGCUCCUUCUCCGAGACGGGCGACAGGCUGGUCAGCAAGUGCCUGGGCCCCGCCAGUCCCACCUGUGGCAGCAGCCAAGUGAACUCCAGCCGCUACAAGACGGAGCUUUGCAGGCCCUUCGAGGAGAACGGUUCCUGCAAAUAUGGCGACAAAUGCCAGUUUGCCCAUGGAAUCCACGAACUGCGCAACCUGAGCCGCCAUCCCAAAUACAAAACUGAGCUGUGCCGCACCUUCCACACCAUCGGGUUCUGCCCAUAUGGGCCUCGCUGCCAUUUCAUCCACAACGCCGAGGAGCGCCGCGGACCCCCCCAGCAGAGCUCUCCUCUAAACUCUUCCAACAAGAUGGAGAGGCCCCGGCUGCAGCACAGCUACAGUUUUGCCGGUUUCUCCACUUCGGCUGGGCUGAGAGACAGCCCCACCUCGGUCACCCCGCCACCCAUGUUCUUCCCAGAUGAGAUGCCAGACUGGCCCAGCAGCAACCCCUUCACCUACUCCAGCCAGGAGCUGGCCAACCUGUUUGUGCCCAGCCUCAGCGCCGGCCCCAUCGGCACCGAGCCCAGCACCCCUGCGCCUCCCUCUCCGACAAGCACGCCCUUAUACUUCAGACCCAUGUUGGAGUCCCCUCAGAUGUUCGAGUCUCCAUCCAGCCCGCCAGACUCGCUCUCAGACCAAGAAGGUUACCAGAGCAGCUCUGGUGGCAGCCUGAGCGGCUCAGAGUCCCCGACGCUGGACACCACCCGGCGUCUCCCCAUCUUCAGCCGCCUCUCGAUCUCUGACGACUAGACUGCACGCUUCCACCAGCAUCUUCAGCUCGAUGACACAAAGAGAACAUGGCACUCCCCUCUACCUCUGCCACCUUCUCGAGCUCCACCAGGCCCCUUCUACACAACACACUGUUCAGUUCCUUCUCAUUGUAAGGAUGCAAUCGAUUUAAGGGAACUUUUUUUCUUAACUCAAAUGAUCACUUCACCCCAGUCAAUCUGCACGGCAAGGUUUGAAAAUGAUGCCAUGUGUCAUAGUGCCAAAUGAGGAGAGGAAAUUGAACAAUGAGAAUCAUGAGAACAAGAUGACUGUUUUGCCAGGUGCCACUUGAUUUUUUUUUUUUUUCUCCUCUUUCUUUAUUUGUUCUUGAAUGUGUAGCAGCACAAGUGGCCUUGGACAGGGGAGUGCAUUGCACUAGCCCCCAGACCCCUCCUCCCUCCUUCCCUCCCUCCUUCCUUCCCUCCCCUGAUGAUACCACUUCCCCCUCCCGAGCUAGCUAGACGGUGCUCACUAAUGUAGCUGUAGCUCUAUCGCAGACAUUUUUACAGACUGAUAAUAAACGUUAAUGGAGGUGGAAAAUAAAAAUUACAGACCCUGAAAAUAUAUGAAUAGUUUUUAAGGAAUGGGAAAAAAAAGGUAAAGUGCCUGGGGUGGUUUUCUGCAUGUGUUAUGGGUGAAUGGACUACUGUGUUUUUUUUUUUUAUUUUGUUUUUUUCCCUUCUUUCACUCUUCCAUUCGCUCCCACCCCUCCUGUCACGGUUCUUCUCAAGCCCCUCUUCUUAUGUAAUUGAACGAGUCUGCAAGAAGGACUUUGAACUGGAAGUUGGUCAUAUCCUAAGCCCUGCCCCCUUCUGAGCUUUCUUCCUGUUGCUGGUCACUGGCUCUUUUUCUUUUUUUUUUUUUUUUUUUUUUUUUCUCCUCUGGGAUGGAAGUCUUGAUGUCAAACUGAACAUUAACCCCUGUUCAUUUUUGCCCAGCCCCCACCCUCAUUCAUCCGCGCUGAUUUAGGGAAUUCCAGCAUUCCCAGUGGUGCGGUUUGUUCACCCGACGACUUAGAGAAAUCUGAUCUUCAAGCUAUUUUACUUUACUUUUUUCCCUCCACUUCGCAACCUGCUCUGAGGAGCACCCUGUACUCAUUACAUCCCUUUUGCUUUCAUUAUUUGAUAAUUAUUUUUUAUUAAUGUUAUUAUUACGGUUAUUAUUAUUUGAGAAACCUUCCAGAAAGAAGGUUUGUGUGUCACUGCUUAUUUAACUUAUCAGAACAUAUUUAUUGGUGAUCAUAUGCAUUUUUUUUUUGUUAAUUUUGUUUUUUGUAUUUAUCUGGAUAAUGAACAAUAGAAUAUAUUUUCUUUUAUGUUAAAUUAUGAUCUUCCAUAUUAAUCUAAAGAUUGUGAAGACGUUUUUGUCAGUUUCCUUUUUUUCACAGUUUAAUAUAUUGUACUUCAAUGACUUUUGUUCUGCAACUACACUUUGUCAAAAAUGAAACUAAUUUAAAGCAGAAAAUGCAAAGAAAAAAAACUUUUGCGUUUUGAUUAUUUAUUGUAUUUUGUUUUUUUUUUAUUUUUUUCUCCUUGCUCCCUUUUCAUUGGACUGCAAUUCCAUUUGAACUAGAUUUGCUCGUGUUCAUUCCCGGACUUUUUUUUUUUUUUUUUUUUUUUCCCUCCACACUGCCAAUAAUCUGACAGUAACAGUUGUUAACUGUUAAUCACAUUAAUAUUAUGUUAAUUCAACUCGUCUGUUUCUUCUCGGAGCUCGUCCCCACUUUGAAGAGAAGUACUGACGCAGAACCUGGGUUGAUGGAAGUUAAUGUAAAAGGGUGCCAAACAAUCACAAAGAAAGACCCCUCGCAUCACUGGUUUAGGAGCAGUUCAGAGUUUGAAGACUGGUUAUGUUCAGAUUUCGUAAUGGUUGUUGCAUCCCGGUCUGUUAGAACAAGCAAUAGCUGUGACCAAAUGGGUUGAGGAAAGUUUAAAUUGGUUGGAUGCUUGAUGCACUUGUUUGGCCCCCUCUUGACCAGUGGAAGUGCCUCUUUGAAUACAUUCCAGGUAGCUAAGGCUUCUUGGCCUUUUUAUAUUUGAUAAUGGAGGACAGUUUCUCUCUUUUCUUUUUUUUUUUUAGUAGGUCUCUUGUUCCAUGUUGCCUUCAUGUGUUUGGAAGAGGUGAACAGAUUCUGACACAAAGAAAGUAAAACUGUUGAAUGUAAUUUUUUUUUUUUCAGCCAUGUGUUUUCACUACAGUAAUUUCUGUGAGUUUAUUAGAAAACCUGUUGGGUUUCUGUUUUUUUUCCUCUUUUUGUAAGUAUUGAUUGCAGUUAAGUCAAUAAACCCCAUAUUUUUUGGAAAAGUUAA
This is a messenger RNA of Cololabis saira (Pacific saury), 3475 nucleotides long. RefSeq names its product zinc finger protein 36, C3H type-like 1a (gene zfp36l1a). The coding region runs from base 30 to 1148 and encodes 372 amino acids. Gene Ontology annotation, molecular function: metal ion binding; mRNA binding. The transcript has 2 exons. The record is from RefSeq and is a predicted model, not a curated record. NCBI's taxonomy places the organism in Eukaryota, Metazoa, Chordata, Actinopteri, Beloniformes, Belonidae.